This is a messenger RNA of Pristis pectinata (smalltooth sawfish), 5363 nucleotides long. RefSeq names its product collagen alpha-5(IV) chain-like. Lineage: Eukaryota; Metazoa; Chordata; Chondrichthyes; Rhinopristiformes; Pristidae. The record is from RefSeq and is a predicted model, not a curated record. The transcript has 34 exons. Gene Ontology annotation, molecular function: extracellular matrix structural constituent. Bases 1 to 3837 code for a protein of 1278 amino acids. Gene Ontology annotation, cellular component: collagen trimer; basement membrane.
AUGCCACUUUGCCUCCUUUCAAGCUGUGGCGAAGGAGGUCAGCGUGGCUUCCCCGGCCAGCCAGGAAUCUCCGGACGUGGACCUCCAGGUCAACCCGGACAUCCUGGACCUAAAGGUCUGAAAGGGAACAGAGGUGUCCCUGGGCAGAGUAUUGAAGGUCCUCCAGGUCGUCCAGGGCUUCCAGGACCUCCUGGCUCACCUGGUCCUCUGGGCCCACCAGGUGACAUUAUCUACGUGAAGGGGGAACCUGGAAGCCCAGGCCCUCCCGGACCAAAGGGUAUUGCUGGUUUGCAAGGUGCAAGAGGAUUCAAAGGUGAUAAAGGUGAACUCUGUGAUAUAUGCAAUGGCGUUCCACAUCCUGGCCCUCCCGGGCCUCGCGGGCCUCCUGGAGAACCUGGUAGAAUUGCUUUUCCAGGCCCAAAGGGAAAUCCUGGUUUUCCAGGUGAAAAUGGAAGGACUGGUUUCCCGGGUUCUCCAGGGCCUCCUGGUUCUGAGGGAGCACCAGGACCGAAGGGUGAUCCAGGGAACAAUGGUGAACAAGGUGAAAAAGGAGACAAGGGUUAUCCAGGCUUCCCUGGAAAUACAGGAGAACCAGGAAGGGAUGGAACAUCUGGUCAACCAGGCCUGCAAGGACCCCGUGGAAUCAAGGGUGACCCCAUGAAAUUUCCACCACAAGGUGAGCCAGGUCCUCGCGGUGCCCCAGGUGUCCCAGGUAUCCCAGGACCUAUGGGAUUCCCAGGACCAUCUGAGUCUGGACCUACAGGUGCACGAGGUCCCAAAGGCGAGCGUGGAGAACCUGGCCUUCAGGGACAUUGUGGUCCCCCAGGUGCAAAAGGACAGAAUGGUGAAUGCAUGAAUGUCCCAGGACCCCCAGGGCUUUGUGGUGAAAGAGGAAGGUUUGGGCAGCCAGGUGCUCAAGGUAAUCCUGGAUCUCAAGGCAGAGUUGGUCCUCCUGGUGCUCUGGGAGAAAAAGGAGAGAGGGGUCCAUCGGAGAAAGGACCACCAGGCCCUGAUGGUCCUAAAGGUAACCCAGGGCUUCCAGGAUUCAUUGGUCCUCCAGGAAUUCCAGGAAGAGCAGGAUCACCUGGGAUACCAGGAGUGCCAGGAACACCAGGUCCUAAGGGUGACAAAGCUUGUGGACCACCAGGCCCACCUGGCCCACCAGGUCCUCCAGGAAAUGUGGGACCACUAGGGGAGAAGGGUAAUGCUGGCUCCUGUGGGCCCCCUGGAAGUAAAGGGUGUUCUGGUCGUCGGGGGUCUCAAGGUCCAAGAGGUGAGCCAGGAAACAGAGGCUUACAGGGGCCAAGAGGUUCAUGUGGACCCCCAGGAAGAAGCAUACCUGGACCCACAGGUGCCGAGGGCCCACCUGGACCAGCUGGUUCUCCAGGAUUACCAAGUAGAGGACCUAUGGGUGAUCCAGGUAUUCCAGGAACUGGCAUUCCAGGAGCUCCUGGAGUUCCUGGGUGUGAUGGAAAUCCAGGCUCUGCAGGCUCUCCUGGACCAAGAGGCCCAUCAGGACAACCAGGAUGGCCAGGAGCACCAGGAAUAUCAGGUCCCAAAGGUGAACCCGGUGUUAUGGGAGAGCCGGGGUCUGCAGGGUUAACUGGUCCUCGAGGACCUCAAGGCCCAAGUGGAGACAGAGGUUGCAGAGGUCGGACUGGACCAAAGGGUAUAAAGGGUGUGAUCGGAAUAUGUGGUCAAAAAGGUGAAAAGGGAAUGAAAGGCAUUUCAGAUGAAGUGACAAUCAAAGGUGCAAUAGGGGACCCUGGACCUCCAGGACUGGAUCAAGGAACAGGAGCAAAGGGUGACAUGGGCUGCAAUGGUGAUCCGGGCACCAGAGGUAAAGAGGGACUCCCUGGUCCUCCAGGUCCUGAAGGUCCACCGGGUGAUCCAGGUCCAUCUGGAAAUUUGGGAUAUCCAGGGCCUCCAGGACCUCUUGGAUUAAUAGGCCCAAUGGGCCUCCCAGGUGAGAAAGGAGCAAAAGGAUCCCUGGGAGCACCGGGCAGUUUCGGUGUUCGUGGGCUAGACGGUCCGUCUGGUCUGAAGGGUGAUAAAGGUGAACCAACCAUUACCCAUGGUCCUCCAGGCUAUUCCGGACCAAAGACCAUGAUCAGAUGGGCAUUGUGGGCCCCCGGUGAGAAAGGUGACCCAGGCCAAUCAGGUUGUCCAGGUCCUGCAGGUCCUAAAGGAUGUAAAGGACCGGACGGGCACCCCGGUUUACCAGGGAGUUCAGGUGUCCCAGGUCCUCCAGGAAUACCAGGAAGGCCUGGACUUCCAGGAGCAACAGGUGAAAAAGGCAAUCAAGGUCGUGAUGGCAUUCCAGGCCCUCAUGGACCUAAAGGGGAUAUGGGACUUGCUGGAAGAGGAGAGAAAGGUCCAGAUGGCCCUCCAGGCCCACAAGGUGCCAAAGGAGAUAGGGGUCCCCCUGGUGAUGAUAAUGAAGAGGGCCUUCCUGGUCCAAGAGGUGACCCAGGUCCUCAAGGACCACAUGGACCUCCUGGUGAACCUGGCUCACCUGGUCCCGCCGGAAUGAGUAUUCAAGGUCCCAAAGGAAACAGAGGUCUUCAGGGCUCCCCUGGGCCAGCAGGUAACCGUGGACCAAAAGGUUCGCCCGGACUGCCAGGACAGGAUUAUCUAAAAGGAGAUAAGGGCUCACCGGGUAUCCCAGGAACCCCAGGCAGUCUAGGUGACAGAGGUGACAGGGGUGCACCAGGACCACCGGGAAUCCCUGGUGCUUCAUUCCCAGGUCCCAAAGGUAACCGGGGUUUAACUGGUACUCCGGGGUUCCCAGGUUCACGAGGUGACAAAGGGGCCCGGGGACAGGUAGGAGAUGCCGGUCCACCAGGACUGGUUGGACGACCAGGUCCAAGAGGGUUGCCUUUCAUCGUCGUUACAAGUGCUAUGAAGGGUGACCAAGGACCUCCAGGUGCACCAGGGCCUGCUGGAGAAUGUGGGAGUCCUGGACCUCCUGGUCCACCUGGAUGCAUUGGAAAUGCGGGUCCACCUGGUCCAUUUGGUGAUAGUGGGUUUCCUGGAGGUAUGGGACAUCCAGGACCAAAGGGCUCCCCAGGAUGUGAUGGACCGCCAGGACUGAAGGGAUUUCCAGGUCCAAAAGGAAAGCAAGGAAAUAAGGGAUACCCUGGCACAUGGACACCGGUUAUCCAAAGUUUCAUCUUUACAAGACACAGUCAAUCCAGAGAGAUACCGCUGUGCCCAAGUGGCACUAAACAGCUAAGUGUUGGCUACUCUCUCCUCUUUGUGCAAGGCAACAGACAUGCACACGGGCAAGAUUUAGGUACAGCUGGUAGUUGCUUGCCAAGGUUCAACGUGAUGCCAUUUUUGUUCUGUAAUAUAAAUGAAGUCUGUAACUAUGCAUCAAGAAAUGAUUAUUCCUAUUGGCUGUCAACUUCAAAACAAAUGCCUAUGGAUAUGGCUCCAAUCAGAGUGCAGGAGCUACAGCCAUUUAUAAGCAGGUGUGUUGUUUGUGAAAGUCCAGCAAUAGUCAUAGCUGUGCACAGUCAAACUAUUCAGAUCCCACCCUGCCCAAGAGACUGGAAGUCCUUGUGGAUUGGCUAUUCAUUUGUAAUGCACAGAGGCUCAGGUGCCCAGGGAUCCGGCCAAGCUUUGGCUUCACCCGGAUCAUGUUUGGAAGAAUUUCGUGUUGCACCUUUCAUCGAAUGUCACGGGAGGGGGACAUGCAACUAUUAUGCAAAUGCCUACAGCUUUUGGCUGGCAACACUGGAUCCCUCACAGAUGUUCAGGAAACCGAGGCCACAAACACUAAAGGCGGGAGAAUUGCGAUCAAUAAUAAGCCGGUGUCAAGUCUGUACAAAGUAAACGUGGACGCAAAAGGAUAUAAUGGUGCUCUUCCUAAUAAGUUUUGAGUUGUGUUAAAACAACAAUGAAGAUAAUUUAAUAUGAUUUUUCCAUGGUGCUGACUGGACUGUAACAAAUAUAACCAAUAACCUGCCACUUUGGUGAUGUUGGUAACAUUUACGAAAACAUUCACAUCAGCAAAGUAAUUAGUAACCAUCCAAAGCAAUGAAGCUGUAACUAAACUCUGCAACACCCCUACCAAUUUUCUAUUGUAAUAAUAAAUAUUUUAACCGUAUAAUGGUGCUGGUGCAGACACCAUAGAUCUCCAUGUCAUAAAAAAACUGUUGUAGGACUUUUUGGAGUUUCCUUUUUGGUCAACUGGUGAAUACAACAAACCUUUGAUUUUGUAAGCAUUUAUUUAAAAUUGUGUACCUAAUGUAGACAUGUAACUCAAACCCUACUGAAUUUGUGGAACAGAGAGCAAUUCAUAUUACUGCUGCAAGGCCAUUUUGACAAGGCAUCAUGUAUCUUUUAUGCACAGUGAUGUGCCUAUUGAAGAUGCAUGCAGAAAAAUGGUAUCUUUUCUAGGAACAGGAUUUUAGGGGUAAUUUUAGCUUUUUUUUGAUAGGUGACAAAUGAGUGGUAGUGAAUUGACUGAAAUGUUUUCCAUUGACUUAAAUUGAAUGAGUUGCAACCAUGUUUUUGUACAGCAAAAAAAAGGUUUAUGUCAUGCCUGUUGAUGCUUAUGUCAUCAAUGACGAAAGAAUUUGAUUUUAACAUGUAAAGCUGUUCUUCAUCACACUGCUGACAAUCUAAUUAUAGAUGGUUUAAGUACACAGAAUCACAGAACAAACAGAGGCUGUUCAGCCAUCAAGUCCCUGCUAAUUUAAUGCACUUCAAGUUUAAUGAAGAAGAUUUUUCCCUAUAUGAGAACUAUUGGAUAAAUGAUCCAAGUAUAAGCACCAAAGUUUUCCAAUCAUAAUCAGUUUAGCAUGGACUCCCAUAAGCUUUAUGAUCAGAAAACUGUGGUUUCCAAGCACUUUCUGUUGAAUUGUAAAGUUUAUAUUUAAAAGAUAUUCAAAAGCACUUAUGGAAGAUAAAUAUAGUAAGUCUGCAGUUUGCAUAAACUUUAUUGCAUGCACAGUUCAGUUAUUCUGAAAAGCAUACUGAAAACACACCAGCUGGCUAUUUUGUAAAAAUGCACAUGUCGUCUUGGGUCUGGAUGGUGGUUAAUGAUUACUACUGUCAGCCUGUAUUUAACACUUGAAUUAUUAUAUUGUAAAAUGUGUUGGUUUUAAUGUCACAGGGAUGUUUAUACGUGUACAAACAUAUGAGCAUAUAUGUGGCUUUGUAUUAACUUUUAUGGUUAAAAUAUAUUAAUAACAUUUGUAUGACAUUAGUGCGGCAACACAGAAUGCAAUGCACCUUUUAAGCAAUACAAUUUGCUGUUAGCUUUGUUUUAUCUCUGGUAAAAUUCUUUUGAAUCUGUCUUAAAAACAAGAGGUUCUUAAAUAAUUUUUGCUCUGUCUGACUUCAAAGAUAUUGGU